CGGCAGUCGGCGCCCCAAUCAUCAUCAGUCAGUCAGUCAGUCAACGAACGUGAACGGCGCAUCCACCAUCAACAUCAACAGAUUCGACAGCACAGUAGCAAGAUGACGGGCACCCGCAUCUCCUGAAUGAUAUGACCGGUUAGAUGUCACCCCCGACGUCCAGUCCGAGCAUUGCUGCUCAUCCUCCUUUCCCCUCUUCCAGACCGUGAGAGGCGCGACAGCGCUGCCACACUGUCAUGGCGGCAGACGAGGCGCAAGCCUCCUCCGGCAGUCUUGUCGGUGCAUCCGGUUACAAGUUCAAGAAAGCCGACAAGAAGCCCAUCAAAUUGAAGCUGAAGAGAGUACCUUCGGCACGAGACAAGAAAGAGAAUGGCACAAAUGGCGCUAAAGAUGCGGCGGCCUCCCUGUCCCCCGUGCUCCCACAGUUCGACGAGGAAACGAUGGCCAAUUUCCCCGAAGGCAAGCAAGAAGCCCUCGAGACUCUGGUGUGCAAGCAUUGCAAGAAGAUGGUAUUAAAGCGGACCGCCAAAGAGCACAUUGCCCUCUGCAUCAAGUCGAAACAAGAAAAGGCGCGCAAGAAGAAAGAGGCACGAGAAGCCGCUCAACGUGCAAAAGAGCGAGCAGAGAGAGGGGGCGACGAUGAUGAUGACGAUGACGACGAUGUACGAGAUGGCAAAGGCGCACGGAAGAACGGCGUCGACGGUGAUGGCGAUGACGCCACCAAGAAGGGUAAAAAGCGGAAAGCUGAGGCCGAGGCCGAGGGAGACUCGAAAAAGAAGAAGACCAAAAAAGAAGAACAGAAGAAGGCCGCCAAACCCAAGGGACCCGUCGACGUCGAAAAGCAGUGCGGUGUCACAUUGCCCAACGGCGCCCAAUGUGCCCGAAGCUUGACAUGCAAAAGCCAUAGUAUGGGUGCCAAACGUGCAGUGCCGGGAAGGAGUCUGCCGUAUGACAUGUUGCUUGCUGCCUACCAGAAGAAAAAUCAAGCUCGGCAACAAAAGGCGGCAAUCGAUGCGAAUGCCCCGGCCCUUCUCGACGAGGAUCUCGAUCCCGCACUAGCGGGCCCAGUCGACUCGGACGAAGAACGGGAUUCGAUUAUGACCGCCAUCUCCCGCAGCCUCUCGCGUCCUCAGCCAUUGAUGACUCGAACGUUGGUUCCUACGAAGCGGAAGUACCAGCUUGUGCGCAUGAAGGAGAUGCUCUCGAAUGCACUAAGCGGAAACCGCAGCGGAGGGCUUUUCAGCGUGCCCGCAGAGAGUGUGCGAAGUACUGCUGGCGGUGCUGGUUCGGCACCCAACGACACAGCAUUUCCGCAGUCAGUGUCCGCUUCACCUGCACCGACGGCCCAACCAGGGCUCAAAGCUCCAAUGAGGAAAGCGUCCAUCGAUGUAAGCUGAAGUGAAGUGUGAAACUAGGGUUUUAGUCGAACAAAACCGAUAUUGUGGGACAUUUGUACCAGCUUUGUCGACGACAGGUUGACUCGGGCCAAGCGAAUAUGUGCUUGAUCCGAGACAAACACGUGGAGCGGCUUAAUGCUUCAGUCUCGGAAACCUGCGUCAGUCGCAUUUUUUGAAGACUAGAGUUGCAUUUGUGCCUCCGAAACCAAAGCUGUUGGACAGUGCCACGCAAACGGAUGCCUGCUGUGCAGUGUUUGCAACAUAGUUGCAGUCAAAGUCGUCUGUGACGGAGUGGAAAUUGAUUGUAGGAGGCAUGACAUUCUACAAUCAAAGCAAGGAUUAGCUGGUCAGCUUGGGGCUGUUGGAGAUAGGUAUUUUUAUUACCUCGUGUAUCGCUAAGAUGGCGAAGAUGGCCUCGAUGGCGCCAGCAGCUCCGAGCAAAUGGCCAAUGGCACCUUUUGUGCUGCUGACGUUGAUCUGGGACGAUUUGGUUCUGCCGUGGUCUCCCAGCAUCAGAGACCUGAUGGCUUGGUUUUCGGCCGCAUCCCCCAAUGGAGUGGAAGUGGCGUGGGCAUUGAUGUAGUCGACGGCGGAUGGCGGCAGUUGGGCAAGUUUGAGCGCUUUCUUCAUCGCCAAGUGUGCGCCGGCGCCGUCCUCGCGUGGUGCCGUGAGAUGGUAUGCAUCGGCGGAAUUGCCGUAUCCCGCCAGUUCGGCGUAUAUCCUGGCAUUUCGCUUCUUUGCAUGCUCGAGUUCCUGUAUGAUUAUCAUGAUAAGUCGUGAAUCAAUAUGAAAGCCAAGUCUCUAUCCCUCGUUUGUCUCAAAAGAAAGAUUGGGGUCGUUCCUCACCUCCAGUACCACACAGGCCGCUCCUUCACCAAUGACAAAGCCUGCUCUAUCGCGAUCGAACGGCCUCGACGCCAACUGUGGCUCGUCGUUGAAUUUGGUAGCAAGGCUACGAGACCGCGCGAAACCGCCGAUGGCCAGUGGAUGAAUGCACGACUCGGCACCCCCGGCGACCAUGACGUCCGCCUCGCCGGACUGGAUGAACCGCGACGCAUCGCCCAGCGAGUGUGCGCCCGUGGUGCAGGCCGUAGUGGCGGCGUGGUUGGGACCCUUGAAUCCAUACCGCAUGGAGAUAUGGCCUGCGGCGAGAUUGAUGAGGAGACGAGGGACGAACAGCGGAUGGAUUUUGUGGUAGUUUUUUUUUGACUCGUGAUAUGCCACUGAUGUGGCGUAGAGUUCUUCGAGGUUGCCGAUGCCCGAACCUAAACAGACGCCCGUCAUCUCCGGAUCGAGGCCUCUGCCCCCGUCGAAACCGGCAUCUUGCAACGCCUCGGCUGUCGCGGCGAGACCGUAUUGUGCGAAUGUGGCUGUCUGUCUUAACUCUGUAGGCGAGACGUGGUCGGUUGCUUUCCACACGCCGUUGGAGUCGGAUUGCUUUGCAUUUUGGCCAGAUCGGUGUGAAUGGGAAUCAGGAUCGGAUGAAGUUUCUGGAGAAGCAGGAGCUGGGACAGGAACCAGACCAGCCACUUGACUGGGCAGAGCAGAGAACUCGGGGCCCAAGUGUCUGGUCGAAACAAUGCCGCAGUCACCGUUGAGCAGUCUUUGCCACGUUCGGCGGAUUCCUGUAGA
This is a messenger RNA of Exophiala dermatitidis NIH/UT8656, 3029 nucleotides long. RefSeq names its product SAGA-associated factor 73. The transcript has 4 exons. Gene Ontology annotation, biological process: regulatory ncRNA-mediated heterochromatin formation; regulation of transcription by RNA polymerase II; RITS complex assembly. Gene Ontology annotation, cellular component: SAGA complex. NCBI's taxonomy places the organism in Eukaryota, Fungi, Ascomycota, Eurotiomycetes, Chaetothyriales, Herpotrichiellaceae. The record is from RefSeq and is a predicted model, not a curated record. The coding region runs from base 237 to 1397 and encodes 386 amino acids.